This is a messenger RNA of Erinaceus europaeus (western European hedgehog), 1476 nucleotides long. RefSeq names its product olfactory receptor 7D2. Gene Ontology annotation, biological process: G protein-coupled receptor signaling pathway. Lineage: Eukaryota; Metazoa; Chordata; Mammalia; Eulipotyphla; Erinaceidae. Bases 32 to 970 code for a protein of 312 amino acids. The record is from RefSeq and is a predicted model, not a curated record. The transcript has a single exon. Gene Ontology annotation, molecular function: olfactory receptor activity; G protein-coupled receptor activity. Gene Ontology annotation, cellular component: membrane.
CUCUCCCUCUCUUUCUCCAUAUGUCAGUUCUAUGGAGGCAGGAAACCAAUCAAGACUCAUAGAAUUCACCCUUCUAGGAUUCUCCAAAGACCCAGAACUGCAACCCCUUGUAUUUGGACUCUUCCUGUCCAUGUACCUGGUCACUGUGCUUGGGAACCUGCUCAUCAUCCUGGUCAGUGUCUCUGACUCCCAUCUCCACACCCCCAUGUACUUCUUCCUCUCCAACCUGUCAUUGGUGGACAUCUGUUUCACUACCACCAUCGUCCCCAAGAUUCUGAUGGACAUCCAGAGGCAGAACCAAGCCAUCUCUUACCUGGGUUGCAUGAUUCAGGUGUACCUCACCAUGUUAUUUCCCAUCCUGGACACCCUUCUGCUCACUACAAUGGCCUAUGGCCGCUUUGUGGCCAUCUGUCACCCCCUGCAUUACACAGUCAUUAUGAACCCCCAGCUAUGUGGCCUGUUGGUUUUGCUCACCUGGGUUGUUGGCCUCCUGACCUCCCUCCUUCAUAUGUCACUGAUGGUGGACCUGAACUUCUGCGAUGAUUUGGAAGUUGCUCAUUUCUUCUGUGAACUGACACAGAUCCUCAGGCUGGCCUGCUCGGACACCUUCCUCAACAGUUCACUGAUCUAUUUUAUGACAGGUCUGCUGGGCGUUUUCCCUCUCUUGGGGAUCCUUUUCUCCUAUUGGAGAAUUGCAGCCUGCAUUCAGAGAAUGUCUUCAUCAAGCGGGAAGAAGAAAGCAUUUUCUACCUGUGGGUCUCAUCUGUCAGUGGUGUCCCUCUUCUUUGGGACAGGGGUAGGGGUCUACUUCACGUCAGCCCUGGCUCAGUCUCCACAGAAAGUCUCAGUGGCCUCUGUGAUGUACACUGUGGUCACCCCCAUGCUGAAUCCUUUUAUUUACAGUCUGAGGAACAAGGAUGUGAAAGGGGCCUUGAGGAAAAUCUUCAGCCAAGCUACCUCAUGUCCGUGAUAAACGCAUGGAUUCUGGAACUAAGAACGUUGUUGGUUUUCAUUGCUGAAAUCUUUUAUUCCCAACUUUCUACAUCUCUCUGACUGUCUUAUUAUUCCACCAAGUUCUGGGGGAAGGUAUAUGGUUUCCUCUCUCCCACCUGAGUACAAUUUUUUCUUUCCUUCUUUCUCUUAUUUAUUUCUUUAAUUUAAUUUUUAAGGAGCUUGAUGGUUUUUAUUUAUUUUUAACUUUUAUUAAUGAUGUAAUAAUGAUGAACAAAACUGUAAGAUAUAAUGGGUAUAAUUCCACACAGUUCUCACCACCAGAGUUCCAUCUUCCCUCCCCUCCAUUGCAAACUACCUUAUUUUUUAUCUUUCUGGGAGUAUGGGAUAAACUUACUUAUGGGGUGCAGAAAGUGGAAGGUCUGACUUGUACAGUUGCUUCUUAGCUGGACAUGGACUUUGUCAGGUGGGUCCCUACCCCUAGAUUGUUUUUAUCUUUCCCCAGUGGGGCAGGGCUCUGGGGAG